Molecule: messenger RNA, 730 nt
Organism: Penaeus indicus
Lineage: Eukaryota; Metazoa; Arthropoda; Malacostraca; Decapoda; Penaeidae
Product: allatostatin-like
Exons: 3
Coding region: 1-309 (102 amino acids)
Source: RefSeq, a predicted model, not a curated record
AUGCAUGUGUUGAAACCCAGCUGUCCCCCGUCACAGCUGACCGACGCGAGACAGGACCUGGCGGCCCUGAAGGACCUGCUCGUCGCCCAGGUGGCAGCCGAACUGCGAAGAUCUUGGCAGGAGCUCCCCGCUCUGAGGAGGACCCUGGUGGACGAGGACGGGCUGGAGGAGGAGCAGGGAGCAGAGAGCAAGAAGAAGAGGAUGUUCGCCCCUCUGUCCGGCCUCCCCGGCGAGCUGCCCACCAUCAAGAGGCAGAUCCGCUACCACCAGUGCUACUUCAACCCCAUCUCUUGUUUCAGGCGGAAGUAAACAAGACGCCAAAACGUGACAUGGUGACGACGCCUCCAGCCUGGCGCCGCCGCCCUUAAUGUAGACGCAGAUAAUGAAGAUGCAUUCAGGACAGCGAUCCUGUUCCCAUUUCAGUCCUUCUCCCCGACCCUUCCCAGCGUCUCCUUCAGCGAGCCUCAACAACCUCCUUGAGACGCCUUCCCGCGGUGGGCGGGAAGGCGAAGCUCCUACAGGCCCCUGCUGGAAGGGCGCGGCAGACCAUGAUCACCUCUUUGUACAGAUGCUAAGCUCUAAUGAUAUUCUCGUCCUAUAAUAAAAUUGCUUUGGUUAUGAUAUAUUUAGGAUAAAGUUGUGCAUUUUUAUACUAAAAAAAUGCACGAUAGAUUGUAACAGUUCUAAUAAAAUUUCUGAGAAGUUUAUAGGAAAUUUGUUGCUCGGAUCA